UUUAAUAAUAUAUUUAGUUGAAUCAACUUGUGACAAAAGCAGGAUAAAAUAUAAAUAUAUUUUAAUUUUAUUUUAUUAACCUGUAUGAGGUUCGUAGUGUUACGUGUUCACUUUUACAUGCAUUAUUAGCAAUUUGUUCUCGAAGAAUAUAUCUGAAUUAAUACUAUUCCAAGCUCUGUAAAAGAAGUGUCAAAGUAUACUUGUGUCUAGUAACAGACUUAAAAACUUGGGUGCCCAUAUUUUCUGGAUUUUUUUUUCUACAAAAAAGUAAAUAGCUGUAUAAAUAUUACUGAUAAAUUUGUAACAGUUGUUUAACAUUUUUCAGAUCAAUUGUGAAUUUGAUCUGAUUACGGUUUAAUUUAUUGAGUGAUAUUGUUCUUAAAAAUGAAAAAAUUCAAAAAUGAAUCAAAUAUGGGAACGAAAAAUAAUGGCAGACCUCGACCAGUGGAAAAUAACAAAUUGAAUAUAUUGAGACAAAUGAGAUCGAAUAAUCUAUUUCGUACGAGUAGAUGUGAUAAUAAUCAUGAUGGGUCAUUGGAAUCGACUUCAUCUGAUACGAUACUGUUAAUGGAUAACUUUGUGUGUCCCCUAUUUGAUAUAAAUAUUUUAAGUGAUAGUCAACUACCAGAGUUUCAAUUCAACUCCGAUAUUGAUCAUGCUUAUAGUGAAUUUUCAACUUGUAAACACAAUUUUGAAAUUAUAUCUCACCAAUCACGUGCAGCUGAUGAGCUUUCUUCGAUUAUGAAAAUUUGUAACAAAUGUAAUGCGGUAUUUGCUGAAAAAAAAUAAUACAGGAAUCACGUCUAUACACA
This is a messenger RNA of Microplitis demolitor, 812 nucleotides long. It is a transcript of the gene Lef-5, whose product is annotated as putative transcription initiation factor lef-5. NCBI's taxonomy places the organism in Eukaryota, Metazoa, Arthropoda, Insecta, Hymenoptera, Braconidae. The coding region runs from base 385 to 789 and encodes 134 amino acids. The record is from RefSeq and is marked provisional. The transcript has a single exon.